Messenger RNA from Penicillium coprophilum, 2019 nucleotides. RefSeq names its product transcription factor domain-containing protein. The transcript is spliced from 2 exons. The record is from RefSeq and is a predicted model, not a curated record. Gene Ontology annotation, biological process: DNA-templated transcription. Gene Ontology annotation, molecular function: zinc ion binding; DNA binding. Bases 1 to 2019 code for a protein of 672 amino acids. NCBI's taxonomy places the organism in Eukaryota, Fungi, Ascomycota, Eurotiomycetes, Eurotiales, Aspergillaceae.
AUGGCAUCGGAAUAUGUACCCGAGACAUCUGAAAUUGGUUCCUUGACGGCACAUUCGAACGAGCACAGCCAGUUCGUCGGUAGCUCGAGUGGCGUCUAUUUCAUCAAGACAGUGAAACGUGCGUUCAACGGCCUAGAUGGGCCGGGUUCAUCCGAUUCCAAUUUUCCUACACCAGAGGAGACACUUGUAGGCGCUGAAAACUCACCUCAUGAUAAGCGCCAACGCACCUCAUCCGUCAAGGACACUGCUUCGUCCUUGGUGGUCGAAUCUCCCACAGAAUGGACCUACGACCGAUCAUUAAAGGCGUCUCUGGGAGCUCUACCAUCCCCAGAUGUGGCUAAGAGCCUGAUGAUGAUUUAUUUCAAAGUCUGGCACCCUCUAUUCCCAUUCCUGCAUGGACCCACCUUCCUGCAGGCGAUGGAGAAGGUCUACUUCAGCGAAAAUCAACCUGAGAACCCACAAAAACCCUGUAUAGACCACCGGAGUACAUGCUGGACAGCAAUCUUCCAAUGUGUCUUCAAUCUAGGCAGCCUGCUAGCGCCAGACUUGGACCUACCGUCCGAAUCGAAGAUCCAAUCACCGAACAGUUUCAACGCUUUGCUCGGGACUCUCUCCUCUCGACAUGAUAUCGUCUCCCUACAAGCGCUUCUAGCUAUCCAAGUCUAUCUUGUCGCGAUCAUGUCACUUCGACAAGCAUCGACUGUUGGAGGUUGCAUCCUACGCUCGAUGCUUCAUGCCGGUCUCCACAGGUGUCCCUUUCGAUACAAGCAACUCUCUACCCACGACCGGCAACUACGGAAGCGGGUAUUUUGGUGCGCCUAUGCGAUUGAUAGAUACCUGAGCCAGGCUUUGGGAUUACCGCUUGGCAUACAGGAUUCUGAUAUUGAUGUGUGUCUGCCUGCUGCCCGGGAAAUGCAUUCCCCUCGGAGCCAGGCGAAUGAGUCCGCUGGUGGUAGGUCUGUGUCGCAAUAUGGUAGUAAAGGCGACUACGGCAAGGAAAUUAUACUUGCUAGCUAUGUCCAUUCAGGUACUCUGACAGGCCGAGCAUUGGAGCUCUUCCAUAAAUCAAUCUUGGUUCGAUCUGUUCGUCGCAGUUCCGUGUUGUUCCUCGUGACAGACGUGCAUAAGUGGUGGAAUGGUCUUCCCACCGAUCUUCAAAGAAAGAGAGCGGGAGGAUCUACAACGGCAGACACUGCGUUUGAUUUUGCUCCUUUUUUCACUGUGUUGUAUCAGCAUCUCAUUCUGAUCAUCCAUCGGCCUUCUUUGUCGCUGGAUCCGUCCACUGCGGAAUUCUGUUCUGGUUUACAAACCUGCAUCGGCGCUGCUCGGGCUAUUCUGUCGGCCCUCAGAGUACAGGUUGAUAGCCAUCAGGCUUUAUUCUGGCCUGGAUUCUUGUCGGCGGCGUGGAUGUCUGGGUUGGUGCUGGCAUUGGCUUGCCAAUUGAACCAAUAUGUGUUUACAAAGGGUCUUCAGGAGAUUGAAGAAUGUUCGAGAUUCCUGCGUUUGAUGUCUACUCAGUGGGAGACAGCCAAACACUGCCACAUGUCGCUCUCAGUGCUGGCCGCGAAAAUCCAACAGUCAGAAAGCGGUUCCAAUUCAACAGCAGACUCCCAAGGAUAUGUGAUGAGAAGAUCUGAAGGAAGUCCGACGUUUGUUGAAUCUUUGGAUACACGCGGAGAGAACAGACGGAGAUUUAGUCGUAUGUCACACUCCCAAGAAGAGCCGGGAUUAGCCGCAGAAUCAUCCGACCUUGAGAAACGCAAUGGUAUAUGGGGAGAAUCUAUGCACAAGGGAAAUGAUCCAACCUUGUUCCCUUCGGCGUCGACACACCCGCCACAAAUGGAGGAGCAGGGAAUCCUAGCCGAUACACACUCUUCACUGCAUAUGGACUUGCAGGACACGAAUCCCGCACAGUUUGAGGGGACCUCGAAUUUCGACUUGAACAUGGUCGAUUUAAUCGAUGGCGCUAACUUCGACAGUCUGUUCGAUAUGAUCGGACAGCAAUUUCCAAGCUUCUAA